AUGCCAGAAGAUCCACAGAACGGCGGUUCCGAGAUAAUUUUGGGGAAAAGAAAAGAAUGCAGUCAUUCUUGCCUCAGAAUAGGAAUCAAAAUGAUGAAAGAAAAUGAAAUUCUGUAUUGCCAAAUUUGCGGAGAGAAGAAUCCAGGCCUUCUUUAUGGCGGGCGAAGUUGUAAAAGCUGCAUGUAUUUCUUUCGGCGCGUCACUUUUGAGGGAAUCACAUAUUUCUGCAAUUCGACGAACGGAAAGCAAAAUUGCAUCGAAGAAACAGACUGUAUCAAAUGCAGGAGGGCCUGUAGGAGUUGUCGCUUCAAGGCAUGUAAAGCCGCUGGAAUGGCUGUGAAAAAGAAUUGCUCAAAGCGAGCUUCAAACAAUUUUAGAAGCGACUCGAUAGAUAGCACAAACGCGCAAAGUUCUCCGAGCAGCUCCCCGAACACUGCCGAAGAAAGUAAUCGAUUCUCAGAAGACACCCUUCAAGCUCUGCGACAAGCUCCGGACUUGACAGAAUCUCAUUUGCCAGCUCAUGUUCAUAUUUUCUGA
Molecule: messenger RNA, 537 nt
Organism: Oikopleura dioica
Lineage: Eukaryota; Metazoa; Chordata; Appendicularia; Copelata; Oikopleuridae
Source: the annotation of a GenBank genome assembly